AUGGCUGCGCUACGAUUCGAAUCGGAUGGACCAACAAUUGGAGACCAUGUCGACGACCCGCCGCUUUCAGAGGCUGCGGACGGCGCGGACGGCUCGGACCGUGAACAUUCAUCGAUGCAUGACAACUCUGCCCCGCAGUCUCCCUUGGGAUCAGACACCUCCAGGCUGAGCGAAGGCCACUUGCACGAAGGCCUGAAGCUGUCGUAUUCUUCGGCCGGGCAUUUGGCCUCUGAGGGCGAGGAAGUGAACAUCGAUGUUGUCCACGUACUGGGAGUGGACUCCGAAGAAAAGCGACUCACGAUGAACACUCUUCUCGCAUCGUCGGUCGAGUGCGAGAGAAGGGAAUUCAUUUUCAAAGCCGACGUCGCCAGUCUACUUGUCGGUGAUUUCGCAACUGAGUCAAUAGAAAGCCAAUCGCUUCAACUGCUUCGUGGCCUGACCUGUUUCCAGCGGCAUGACAAACAGCUGACAAGACGUGCCAUGGUUUUUGUCGCCUACGAUCUCGGGGCGCUGAUAGUCAAGAAUGCUAUUUCAAUUGCUGGGCAGUUCCAGUCUCGAUGGCCAGGGAUCUUUAGCAGGACUGCCCGAUUUGUGUUUUCGGGCUGCUUCCAGCGUAGUGAGGAAGUUCAAGCACUCAAACUGAAGCUGUUUAAGUUUUUGCGUGAUAGAAAGGAUGACGCGUGGGCACAUCUUCUGACACCUACGUCCAUCGAGAGCCUCGCGACCGCAACAAGAAUAACGACCGAGCUCUUCGUUGCUUCUAGGAUUUCAAUGAGAACUCGGAUUUUCAGUCUAUAUGCCAAUGAAACUGGUCGCGGAACGAUACAUUCUGUAUUCGAAUACUUCACUGCCACCCUCGGACUUCCCCGCGAGUAUCCGGUGCUGGAAGGAAAGGAUGAGGCGGAGCGAUUUCCCGCCUUAGAUUGUUCCCCCCUUCCACAAUGGCAGCCGCUGGAGCAAUCGCUCCUUUCCCUUGCUCUUCCUCAUCGCCAGAUGCAAUCCAAGUCCCUGCAACCCUCCCACUCUGUGCUGAUGAGUUCUGAGCAUAAGGAGUGGAGAACCUCGAGCGGCCCCCGGAUACUGUACAUCCACGGCAAAAACCACCGGGCAACGAGUGAGGCAGCAGAACAGGUUUAUCUCUCUUGGCAAGCCGCGCAACGAGACAAGAAGUUGUACGGAUCAAGGAUUUUCUCUUUCUCCUUCUCAUCGCAAGACCCAACCCGCGAUUCGACAGUCGACUUUCUCAGUUCACUGAUUCUCCAAAACUGUGCGGGCUAUGUGGCUGGACCUCUCGACGCCGACUUCCAAAUCAUACAAGACCAGUUUCAGCUUCAUCAUAGAUGGACCGAGAAGGAUCUGCUAAACCUCUUCUUGGUGCAAGACAUCUAUUAUUCUGGGGCCGACGCCCUGUUUCUUCUCCAGGACAUCGACCAAUGCGAAGGUUGGGAAAAAUUCUUGACCAUGUUGAACGGCAUUGCGGCCACCACAGAAGACUCGCUGGCUCUUGUGGUAACUUCUGGACCCAGUCGGCCGUUGCAUGACAAAAUUAAAGCAUGGCCAGAUAUCCCAGUUCACCAGUAUACCUUACCCGCUAGCAUAGAAGACUGGAACGCUGCAUCUGAUGAAGGAUACCUCGAUACACUGAUUUCUAGCCUCUGUCCAAGUGGCCAUGGAGAAGCUCGAAUCCGAAAGAGCCUACAAAAGCUCAUGGAUAUGAGUAAAGACACGCUGAUCAAAUCUCUCGAGCUGAUCAAAGAUCAUACGACCUGGCCCAAAGCAGCAUCGGUACAGACUCUGUCUAAGUUCUGCUCCCUGAUAGAACUGGUAACUCCGUCUUCCACUCCGGCUAUGGUCUUGGACCAAAUUCUGCGAUCUAAUCACGAUCAAGGCCGCUUCCGAUGGAUCUUGAAAUGGCUCUUGUGUGGAUACCGCCCAUUGACCAGAAGGGAGCUCGCAGUGUUACUGUGUCACUACCAACGCACAGAGGAAUGGACUUUUGUUACACCAUCAAGCACCGAUCUACAAGACGCCAUCCGCCAGCUUGAUAUCUGGCUUUGUGGUUUUGUCGAUUUCAGCCACGACCAAGUCUGUAUUCGAGAUGACAUAUGGGAUCUCCUCGAACCAGGCAUGGCUCACUUGUGGGAUGAGGUACGAUCGACAGCAUCCGGCACUAUUCUCAACUUCAUCCUUGCCUAUCUUUCUAUGCCUGAAGUCCAGGAACAUCUGAAUUCUAAAUACAGUCAGUACGAAUCCCUGGUCCAUGCCUCUGGUGAUGAAAUCACACCUCCCCUUUGUCCGGACGGCCAAGACAUUGUCUUCUACGCAGUCCAAGCUUUUCCGUGCCACCUAUCGGAAAAUCCACUGGUUCUGAAGAAGCUGGAGAAUGAUUUGAUUUCUUGUCAGGGGCCAAUGGCAUUGUGGAUGAAGGUAUAUUGGGCCAUGAGCAAUCCUUUCUCAAGACCUUGCCUAGAAACGCUCAGUUCCGCUUCUGAAACACUUCUUGCAUCUGAAAAUCUGAGGCCAAGUGCAGUCAAAAUUCUCAGGAAGUUCAAGAGAACCUGGCCUGACAAAACAGAUGGAAAGAAAGACUCUGGACCUAUCCGCAAGCUUUCAGAGAUCAGCGCCCUCGUCGAAGCCACCAGAGCCGGUAAUCAAGACCUGGCGCUGGUUCGCGCCAGUCAGAUCGUAUCUGCUGCAAAAACCCAACAAACAAUUCAAGGCGACCAAGACCACCCAGGGGAUAUGUCGGACAUUCCGUGGCCUUCAUCAGUUUUAUGGAUGGCGACAUGGCUCAACAUGGACCUGCUGGUCGAUCUCCUCCUUGAAAACGGGAUGAAUCCAGACCCCGACGACAAUGCUUCUCGCUUCUUCCCAUCACCUCUCUAUAUGGCCGCUCGUAUGGGCUACGCAAAGAUCACCAGAGCGUUGUUAAGCUACGGAGCGAAAGUAGAUGUCCUCCGAGCUGAGACGUACAAUUCGAUAUACACCGCCGCAGGCAACGGUCACAUCGAUGUUAUCGAAGCGUUGUUAGAGAAGGACGACUCCCUUUUGGAACUUCAAAAGCCGAACCCGCCUUUGUACAUAGCGUCGAUCCGUGGGAACUGGAAGGUCGUGGAGACAUUGUGUGCGCUCAAGGCGGAUCCAGAUUCUGGCAUUGGACCAGGCUCUGGCGACAGGUGGGCUCCACUCAUAGCAGCGGCUGCGUUCGGCCAAGUGAAAACAAUCGAAGUCCUUCUCAUCCACAAGGCCGACGUCAACAUCAGUGGCCCAUCUGGGGACACUCCUCUCUGGUUUGCAGCCGUCAGAGCCGCGAGUCUCGAGAGCGUCCGAGUCCUCCUGGACAAAAAAGCAGAUCCCAAUCAUGAGUUGAUCGACCCUCCGCUACUUGUCGAAAUGAUGCAGUCCGGAGUUCCGGUGGAAGAUAGGCUCGCAAUAUUCGACCUCCUUAUCGACAACGAUCCACCAGUUCAACUUGACAAGGCUGAUCCAGACAGCGGGAUGACACCCCUUAUGCAUGCCGCCCGUGCGGGGGAGACUGCUGUGGUCAAAUGGCUGCUCGAGCAUGGUGCGGAUGUCAACUUCACCAACGAUGCUGGGAUAGGAGCAUUGUAUUAUGGCAUCGAAAUUCGCCACGUCGAAGUCUUGCGUGAGUUACUGGAGUGGAAGCCCGAGCUUGAUCGGCUCACCAGCUCGGGAGAGACACUGCUUCAAAUCGCUGCAGACGAUGCAUCUAUAGUCAAAAUGCUGCUUCAAGCGGGUGCCAACGCCGAAUUGACCAACAGUAGCAAACAAACGAUCAUCAACAUUGCUGUCGGAGAUGGAAAAGCAGAUUUGGUGAGACUACUGGCCAGCAGGAAGGUGGACAUUCACCACCGUGACCAAUUUGGCUGGCCUCCCCUUCUAGAUGCCAUAGGAUACUUUCCGGACGCAGAGAUCGUACGAAUUCUUGUGGAAAGUGGUGCUAACCUUGAGGACACUCUUAACGAUGGCAGAACUCCUCUCCAUUUGGCAGCCACCAGCAGUCCAGAAAUCCUCAAAAUCCUCCUAGAGUUCCACGGUGCUCUCGACCUGGAAAAGUGCGAUGAAGACGGAGAGACGCCCCUGCUGGGAGUCACGUCGGAUAGCCAAAUGGAGAACGUCAAACUUCUCGUCAGAGCCGGGGCCAACAUCAACGCACAAGAUCCAAGAGGCUGGACUCCCCUGAUGAAGGCAGUGAAUGGCAGCAUGCCCAGUGGCGCGGUAGACUUUCUUCUUUCCCAGCCAGGUAUCAAGGUCAACAUCCAGGGGAAGGUGGGAACGGCUCUCCAUAUUGCAUGCCGGAGACUCAGCCUCAGCGACAUCACCAAGCUUAUGAGUCACGGUGCAGACCCUAACCACUACGUCUUGGAACUCAAAAGUACUCCCCUGAUUGCCAGCUGCUUUCCCUCCGGGUCGGUGCGCAGCGAACAUCUUAGACUAAUGGAGAGAGUUGUGCGUAAAUUAGUCGAACAUCCUGAACACCCUGCGGACGUAAAGGCAAUGCAUGGGACCACCGUGUACAACGCAAUCUGUGCCGCAGCCUUGGCUGGAGGACCUGGCGUUAUCGACUACCUGCUCACUGUUGGGGCGUCAACCAAGGACAAAGAUCCCCUGGGACGUGUCCCCAUCCAUUUCGCGGCUGCCAACGGCAUCAGAAACUUUGAAUUUGUCAAAUUAGCCCACAGGGAGGACCUCAUGAUCUCGGACCGGUUCGGAAAGAAUGUCCUCCAUUGGGCCGCACAAUUCGGCCACGUCGAAACGGUGGAGGACAUCUUCAAAAGUUUCGCAACUGCGCGAGAGAGAAAAGAAUACACCAACCGACCCGACGUUGAUGGCUGGACGGCGCUUUGUUGGGCUUGUCGACCUUUCACUGGUAGAUUUAUGACGUCCGAAGAGCGUGAUUAUGCCGGAACGGUUCUGUGUCUUCUUAAAAAUGGAGCAGAUCGCGCAGUUGAAUGUAGGAUGGGUCAGGGAGAUUCAGCUGAGACAUUCACGCCCCUCAAACUCGCUAAAUUGUGCAACGCCGACGACGAGAUUAUCGGCCUCCUGACUCAUGGCCUAGAAGGAAAUCCUAGUAGCGACGCCAAAAAAGUCACAAUCGACCCUGAGACUCAAGGCAAGAAAUACACUGCUUGCGCGAUCUCCUGUGAUACCGUGUUCGGCCAGGCAUUCCAAUGCCAAUCCUGCGACAACUUUAAUGUUUGCAAGAAAUGCUACGGUCGAAUCGACGAGUACCACUCCCAAAUCAGGAAGGAAGACGGCCGACCCCACGACUUCAAAUUCCGUGAGGGUCACGAGCAGGAAUUCCAGGAUCCCUCAGCCCCCAGCUCACCCAGGUCAGCUUCUACGAACGAGCCAGAACGAGGACGCGAGGGCUCCAGAGGCCGCCGAACACCCGAAGCCAUGUCCUUGGAGGAGGGCGACAUUCUCGACGAUUUGGCCUCCGUCGAGAGCGAUGAGCUGGACUUUUCUGAUUUCAAUGAUCCGUACGAGGAUGAUGACUUGCCAUAG
This is a messenger RNA of Fonsecaea monophora, 5529 nucleotides long. RefSeq lists its product as hypothetical. Gene Ontology annotation, cellular component: ciliary inversin compartment. Bases 1 to 5529 code for a protein of 1842 amino acids. The record is from RefSeq and is a predicted model, not a curated record. NCBI's taxonomy places the organism in Eukaryota, Fungi, Ascomycota, Eurotiomycetes, Chaetothyriales, Herpotrichiellaceae. Gene Ontology annotation, biological process: protein localization to ciliary inversin compartment. The transcript is spliced from 8 exons. Gene Ontology annotation, molecular function: protein binding.